This is a messenger RNA of Dothidotthia symphoricarpi CBS 119687, 1540 nucleotides long. RefSeq lists its product as uncharacterized. Bases 286 to 1161 code for a protein of 291 amino acids. The record is from RefSeq and is a predicted model, not a curated record. Lineage: Eukaryota; Fungi; Ascomycota; Dothideomycetes; Pleosporales; Dothidotthiaceae. The transcript has 2 exons.
GGCCGACGACAGCUGCCGCGAUUGGUGACGUAUCGUGGUCGCGCCUCCUUCCUCACCGCGUUGCGGGCAGACUCUACUUAAAGAAACGCCUGGCAGCACAGCGCACGCCGACACAUUCACCACCCUCGCAGUCUUAUCCCGCGCACUCGACGCCCGCUUAUCUCGCCGCCGUUCGCUUGACACCGGCCCUGGACCAGCACACCCGCAAUUGCCGUUGUUUGACGUUUGACAUUUUACGCCCACGUUCCAUAGCACCUGUACUACCGUGCAUUCGCGUCCCUCACCAUGGCGAGCCCAAAGUCGAAUUACUGUGAUGCGGGCACGCAGACUAAAUGGAAGGGACUUACAAGGGGCGCUACAGUUCGUCCUGAAGCCCUCUUCUCCCCUCCUGCAGACACGCCCACGCCGCCCGACGAUAUGAUGAUAACAGAGAAACCGCAGUUUCUACUCCAGGUCGAGAAUAUCGCCGCUAUUUCUCCCGGUGAACCAUCGCCAGAAGAAGAACAGAGCCUUUCCCGUACUAUGUCACUGCUCGAGAGACGCAGGAAUCCCUCUGGACUUGUUGCGCAUAUCGAUUUGCCUGCCAACGUACUGCCUGACGAUGAGCUCUCGGUCCUCGACGACCAAGUCCCGGCUAAGCGCAGGUCGAUGCCCGUCGCCUCUUCCAUGGCCGACGAGCUCGCAGUCCUCGACGAUGAGAUCCUACCGUCUCCCCCGCCGACCCACGCCGCUCUCACGCCGCUCCCUGCCAUUAAUAGACUCCACGCUGGACAUACUCCCCCAAUCCCCAACCUGUCCAUGCUAUCGACAGUAGACGACGAGAGCCGCUCUGCCACACCGCAACUGGAUAUCAGUCUCACUGGCCCGCUAAGCCUGCCCUCGGACCCAACGCAGGGCGCUGAAGACACGAUCGGUUUGGAAGCUCUGGACGACGUGCUGGCGAGGAUUGCCAAGCAGCAGGAGCGAUUCUCUCCCCAGGACGCACAAGAGUCACAUCAAGCGUCAGGGUCGUCGCCCACACGGGCAACCCACAAUGGCCGGUCAGCCAGCAGGAAAGGAUCCACGACUUCGCGGCGGCCGUCAGACCACAUCAAACCCGUCGACGGCGUUAUCCUGAAGAGCCCGCCGCUGAACUUUGGAGCGCCUAUAGGACAGAUGUAAGCUUCAUGAUUCGACGCAGAGACUUGGAUUGGCUACGGUGUAACAGGAACGGGAUACCCAGGAUGGAAUUCGGAUAGCGGAGAUUUAUAGAUAGAAUUGUGCUCAGCGGGCUAUAGACUACCAGCCACGCGAAUAGAGAGCCUUUGCCCCCAGUCUCUCAUGGUCGUGGAAGCGAUGUGCAGUUCUGGUAUUAUUCAAACCAUCGACAUGACAAAAAACACCACCUCUAUGUACAGAUUCGAGCAGUGGACAUGGUGGUUACCCGAUGGAACGCCGUCAUCCAGCGCCCACCCAAGCACCGCAAUUCCAACGCCGUCCAGCGAUCCCCCCCACGCAUAUCCAAGACGUGUAUCCAUUUCAAAAGUCAUCCAUACUCCCC